Diabrotica virgifera virgifera (western corn rootworm) is the source of this 1656-nucleotide messenger RNA. Its product is annotated as zinc finger protein OZF-like. Bases 1 to 1656 code for a protein of 551 amino acids. NCBI's taxonomy places the organism in Eukaryota, Metazoa, Arthropoda, Insecta, Coleoptera, Chrysomelidae. The record is from RefSeq and is a predicted model, not a curated record. Gene Ontology annotation, biological process: regulation of cytokine production; regulation of immune system process; negative regulation of transcription by RNA polymerase II. The transcript has 2 exons.
AUGGUCUAUUCGCAUUAUGAGCCAAACGAAGAUAGUUUGGAAAACAGUUUUUUCAAUGAAGAUAUACAAACCGAUGCAAGCAAAUUAUUCAAAGGCCAUAUUAGAAUUAAAGCCGAUUUGGACCAAUGUCUAACUACCUCGACGAAUGUGAACACUAAGAAAAACUAUUUUACCACUGAAAUUUGCGACAAACAAUUUUCAACAACGAAUCAUAUUGACUCGGAUAAGAGUGUUCACACUGUAGAUCAAGUUUUCACGUGUACAAUAUGCACCAAUAACUUUUCAGAAAGCUACGAUUUAAAAUCAAGUGUGGAAACUAACGCUACAGACAAAGAACUUUUAACAUGUAAAAUUUGUUCUGAAGAGGUUAAUAGAGAGAGUGUUGUAAAAAUACCUAUUGUAGAUAAUACUUUUCCAUGUCAGAUUUGCUCCAAAAGGUUUUCAAAAUCUUUCAAUUUAACACAGCAUAUGAGAGUACAUACUGGCGAUAAACCUUUUGCAUGCGAAAUUUGUACCAGGAAGUUUUCACGAAAUUCGCAUUUAAAAGAACAUAUGAUAAUUCAUACUGGCGAUAAACCUUUUGCAUGUGAAAUUUGUGACAAAAGUUUUUCAAAAAGUUCCAAUUUAAAAGAUCAUAUGAGAGUACAUAGUGGAUAUAAGCCGUUUGCGUGUGCAAUUUGUACCAGGAAGUUUUCAGAAAGUUCCGAUUUAAAAUCAAGUGUGGAAACUAACGCUAUAGGCAAAGAACUUUUAGCAUGUGAAAUGUGUUCUAAAGAGGAUAAUAGAGAGAGUGUUGUAACAGUACCUAUUGUAGAUAAUACUUUUACAUGUCAGAUUUGUUCCAAGAGUUUUUCAAAAAGAUCCAAUUUAACCAGUCAUAUGAAAAUACACUCUGGAGAAAAGCCGCUUGCGUGUGAAAUUUGCUCCAAAAGGUUUUUACUAACUGCCAAUUUAACACAGCAUAUGAGAGUACAUACUGGCGAUAAACCUUUUGCAUGUGCAAUUUGUACCAGGAAGUUUUCACGAAGUUCCCAUUUAAAUGAACAUAUGAAGAUCCACACUGGAGAUAAACCUUUUGCAUGUAAAAUUUGCUCAAAAAGUUUUUCAAAAAGUUCCAAUUUAACACAUCAUAUGCGAGUCCAUACUGGAGAUAAGCCGUUUGAGUGUGCAAUUUGUACCAGGAAGUUUUCACGAAGUACCCAUUUAAAAGAGCAUAUGAUAAUUCAUACUGGCGAUAAACCUUUUGCAUGUGAAAUUUGCUCUAAAAGGUUUGCAAAAACUACCUAUUUAACAUAUCAUAUGAGAGUACAUGCUGGAGAUAAGAUGUUUGCUUGUGAAAUUUGUUUCAAGCGCUUUUCACAAAGUGACAAUUUAGAAAAGCAUAUGAAAAUACACACUGAAGGUAAAUCUUUUCCGUGUGCAAUUUGUACCAAAAAGUUUUCACGAAGUUCCCAUUUAAAAGAACAUAUGAUGUCUCAUACUGGCGAUAAACCUUUUGCUUGUGAAAUUUGCUCUAAAAGUUUUUCAAAAAGUUCCAAUUUAACACAUCAUAUGAGAGUACAUACUGGAGAUAAGCCGUUUGCGUGUGAAAUUUGCUUCAAAAGGUGUUCUCAAAAAUCCCAUUUAGAUAGACAUAUGAAAAUACACAGCAGUUAA